This is a messenger RNA of Amphimedon queenslandica, 339 nucleotides long. Its product is annotated as tyrosine-protein kinase TXK-like. The record is from RefSeq and is a predicted model, not a curated record. The transcript is spliced from 3 exons. The annotation marks the transcript as partial. NCBI's taxonomy places the organism in Eukaryota, Metazoa, Porifera, Demospongiae, Haplosclerida, Niphatidae. Gene Ontology annotation, biological process: protein phosphorylation. Gene Ontology annotation, molecular function: ATP binding; protein tyrosine kinase activity.
AGAGUAGUAAUUGGUCAAUGGUGUAAUAAAGUUGAUGUUGCUAUUAAAAUGAUAAAGGAAGAUGCAAUGAAUGAAGAUGAUUUCAUUGAAGAAGCAAUAUUGAUGAUAAAAUUCCAACAUGAUAAUUUAGUAAAGUUAUAUGGAGUGUGUAUCAGACAAGGACCUGUUUAUAUCAUCACUGAAUUAAUGGCUAAUGGUUCUCUACUCCAGUAUCUUCGUAAUAAUCAACAUUUAGUAGAUAAUACAGACAUAAUACUUGACAUGGCUAUACAGAUUUGUGCUGCUAUGAAGUUUUUUGAACAGUCUGGUUUUAUACACAGAAAUUUGGUAGGUGAAUAA